AUGGUCUAUACCAACCACAAAACUGCCACUGGGGCUAUGAAGCGCUCUGCUUCUGCUCUGGAGGGCCCACCCGGCUGGGAUGUGGCUCCUCCUAUGAUGGCUCCCACUCGCUCGCAAUUCCGCCUGCCUUAUGCCCAUUACGCUAUGAUCUAUCUCGACAAUGAAGGCAAGCUCAAGGUUGAUGAGUCUGUUUCCAUCCAGGAGCAGAGCUCAACCGUCUUCACUCCCGAUGUUCGCCAGAAUUUCCUCGAGAUUCUCGGUGAGAGAAUUGGCUAUCACCAGCCUGUUGCUCGCCGCACUUUGGAUGCCUCACCUCGCCGCGUUCGCCGCCGCAACGGCCCUGCUCCUUCUGUGGUUGAUGAUCAGGCUUCCGAUAACGAUGAUUACCCCCAGAGUGCAUCCAACGACAUGGUCCCUCUCCGUGUGGGAGACACCCAAAAGGUUACCAGCUAUUAUGAGAGUGCUCUAAAGCACUUCCAGCAGCUGAAUUGUCGCAUGGUCGCCAAGGCCUUCAUUAAGUUCAUUGAGCCCCGCAAGCAGGUUCGACACCCAUACAACGGAGGCAAGCCGGCGCCGGGUUCCCCCCCUGGUAGCACCGGCGACCCCGAAAAGACUAAGCCCGAGUGGUGGCCCCCGGGUGUCAUGCACAAGGAGCCCGACCACCUGCGCAAAGAGUACCGUAUUGAGCUUCUGCUCCACAUUAUCCGCAAGCUCGGAGGCCAUGGCAUUACCGCCGACAAACUCAAGGAGGUCGCUGGUGACACCAAGCGUAGCUUGAAGCACCCUUCUCACGUCGAGAUCAUCUUUGAGAUCCUCCGGGUCCGCAAGAUGGAAGAGCGUUUUGAGCGCGGUGAAGUUGAUGCCAACAUGGUUGUAUAUGUUCAGAACCGAGGACCCAGCCCCAAGGGUGAAGACGAAGAAGAGGACUCCAACGAAAUUCCCAUAAUCAACAUCCCCGAGCAUGUCGAGGACGGUCUCUUGACUCCGACCUCAACUGUCGAGCAGAUAACAGCUCCUCUCACAACACCAAUCGACACAAUGCCCAUGCACCAUGGCCGCUCUCAGCCAGACGCAUACUCGCAGCCCAUGCUCAGCACACCAGUGACUGCCGAGCUGAUCAGCCCACAUGAAGUCCUCGCUUUCGACUACUCAACGCAAAACGCGUUCCCAACCUCAUCCCCGGACCAGCAGCGCACAGCAGGCCAUUAUGAUGCCUGGGCACCCUCAUUCCGCCAAAAUAUCUUCAGCCCAGUGGACUACAGCGCCCCGCCAACCAGCCACGGUCUUCCCCCGGCUUCAAUGGCCUACCAAAUGCCCAUGGCCUCGCCGGCCCAGCUGCACGACAUGUCGCACCACGCCCAGUCACCCCUCGACAUGAGCCAACGGGCACUGCCCUUCCGCACUGGCUCCUUGGGACACCCACACGGCCUGCCUCUCUCGCACCCAGCCUAA
Penicillium atrosanguineum is the source of this 1452-nucleotide messenger RNA. RefSeq lists its product as uncharacterized. The transcript is spliced from 6 exons. The record is from RefSeq and is a predicted model, not a curated record. Lineage: Eukaryota; Fungi; Ascomycota; Eurotiomycetes; Eurotiales; Aspergillaceae. The coding region runs from base 1 to 1452 and encodes 483 amino acids.